Messenger RNA from Daucus carota subsp. sativus, 1663 nucleotides. RefSeq names its product putative NAC domain-containing protein 94. Lineage: Eukaryota; Viridiplantae; Streptophyta; Magnoliopsida; Apiales; Apiaceae. Bases 307 to 1479 code for a protein of 390 amino acids. Gene Ontology annotation, molecular function: DNA binding. Gene Ontology annotation, biological process: regulation of DNA-templated transcription. The transcript has 3 exons. The record is from RefSeq and is a predicted model, not a curated record.
CUCUAUAUGUGAAAUUACGCGAUUUUCGCACAAACAAGCUCCAUUAAAGUCACCUGAAACGACGGCUGAUCCUUAGGAGGCAGACCCUUUAUUAUGAAGCAUAGAAUCACACUUUCAUAUUGAGUGAACUCUUUACCACAUACUUGUGUUCUUAACUUCAUCUGUGUUCUGUGUGCAUGUUUCUAGGUGACUUCAAGUACACUUAAAAGCUUCUUUUUGAUUAUUCUGAUUGCUUUUGUUUGUAAAAACUUAAAAGUGGAGGUGAUUUGAGUUUUAGAUCUUAUUACAUCCAACUGAAAAAAUAGCAUGGGUGAUAAUCAUAGUGAUGCAGUAGACAAAGUUGAUGAGUUCAUGCUACCAGGUUUCCGGUUUCAUCCAACAGAUGAGGAGUUGGUCGGAUUUUAUUUGAAAAGGAAGAUUCAGAAGCGGCCGCUCUCCAUUGAACUUAUCAAGCAGCUUGACAUAUAUAAAUAUGACCCCUGGGAUCUUCCAAAGUUUGCAACAGCAGGAGAGAAAGAAUGGUACUUUUACUGUCCAAGGGACAGAAAAUAUAGAAAUAGUGCACGUCCAAACCGAGUGACUGGAGCUGGAUUUUGGAAAGCCACAGGAACAGACAGAGCCAUCUACUCUUCAGAAGGUUCCAAAUGCAUCGGGCUAAAAAAGUCCUUAGUAUUCUACACAGGCAGAGCUGCCAAAGGCAUGAAAACUGACUGGAUGAUGCAUGAGUUUCGCUUGCCUUCACUCACCAACUCAGUUCCCUCCAAGGACAAAAAUAUCAUUCCUCUCAAUGAUGCCUGGGCCAUAUGUAGGAUCUUCAAGAAAACCAACUCUAAUGCACAUAAAGCUCCUUUGCAUACUUGGAUCCCUCCAGACCUGCACGAAAGCAUUACUUCUUCUGAAAUGCUAAGUUUCCCACAUUUCAAUAGUGCUCAGUUCAGCUCAGAAACAAAAACAAGAAGUUCACACAUACAAGAUCCAUCCAAUAUGACUAGCUUUUCGCCUAGUUUUGAUUUCUCCUCUGAUUAUAAGCCUUACAUCCAAAUGACCUCAGGCUACCCAUAUAUGUCCCCUCAAACAAUUGAUAAUGCAACCAUAUGCACUAUUGACACUGCCAAUCUUCCUUUCAACUUGUCGUCAUCAAUAUUCAAGGAAUUUGAUAAUGUAGGUGCCUCAGAGUGUCCUGACUAUAGUACUAUACAAGAUCGGUAUGUAAACAAAGAGGCCUUGAUCAGUUUACCGCCACAAGUCCAAGAAAACACUGGGGAGGGAGGAGAGGCCUCGUCGAUGAGCUUGAUGGAAGAACCUACUUCAAAUGUUUCGUUUCUCGAUGAUGAAUGGGGAAGCCUGAUCAGAUCAUCCAUUGGAUUUCCCUAUACAUUGCCAAUGAAUAUGCAGGAGUCUUGGGAGUUUAAUCUUUUGUGUGACACUUCACUAGAUCCCACUGAUCAGAUUUCCUGUGCCUAUUCUACAAACAAGUGAAAUACUCGGAGUUGCUUGGCAGAAUUUAUCUCCGGACAAUUUUCUUUCUUUAAUGUUCUCUAUAUCUUGAUUACUACUAUGUGUUCAUGUUAGCUAGGAAGAUCUCGUUCCGGUGCUGUACAGAUAUUAAAACUAUGUUGCUCAUUCCUUUUACUUGCUAGGAAUAUGAAUACUCUGUUCUUGA